Messenger RNA from Nycticebus coucang (slow loris), 5449 nucleotides. It is a transcript of the gene CDKL2, whose product is annotated as cyclin dependent kinase like 2. NCBI's taxonomy places the organism in Eukaryota, Metazoa, Chordata, Mammalia, Primates, Lorisidae. The transcript has 14 exons. Gene Ontology annotation, cellular component: nucleus. The coding region runs from base 510 to 2219 and encodes 569 amino acids. Gene Ontology annotation, biological process: protein phosphorylation. The record is from RefSeq and is a predicted model, not a curated record. Gene Ontology annotation, molecular function: cyclin-dependent protein serine/threonine kinase activity; ATP binding.
UGCAUCUGGGUGGCCAACGCCUUCGCCCCGGCUGCUGGGAGCCCGGCAGGUUCGCUGGGGUGGACGCCGCCCGAGCCGAGAGGUGGUGCCCUUUCACGCCAGCUAAUUGCUCCUCGGGCCUUGGCCUUGACAGGUGUUGGUGCCUGCCAGGGACGCCUUCUAACCUGGGCCGAAUCUCUCUCCGGAGACUUGGCGCCUAUGGUUGGGGACAGAGCGAGGUCGUUGCCUUGACGACAGCAUGCGGCCCGCGGUCCUCCGGAGUGUGAGCUUGCGGCGGGCCGAGGUCCAUCUGCCUCCCUGCCUGCUUCACCCGGAGCCCGUGCCUGUGCCCGCGGAGGAAGUCACAGCGGCGCUGGAAUUGCUGGUUUGUUAGUCAGCAUCUUUAGACCUGCGAGCGAGAUGCAUUUCGCCUCAAAUUUGUUUCCGAGUUGAAAACCUUUGGUUCUUUCCAUGCGAAAGGAUUUGAAGAAACACAAAAAAAAAAAAGUUCCGACUGGUUGUAAAUUAAAAUGGAAAAAUAUGAGAACCUAGGAUUGGUUGGAGAAGGAAGUUAUGGAAUGGUGAUGAAGUGUAGGAAUAAAGAUAGUGGAAGAAUUGUGGCCAUCAAGAAGUUCUUAGAAAGUGAUGAUGACAAAAUGGUUAAAAAAAUUGCAAUGCGGGAAAUCAAGUUACUAAAGCAACUGAGGCAUGAAAAUUUGGUGAAUCUGUUGGAAGUGUGUAAGAAAAAGAAACGAUGGUACCUAGUCUUUGAGUUUGUUGACCACACAGUUCUUGAUGACUUGGAGCUCUUUUCCAAUGGACUAGACUGUCAAGUAGUUCGAAAGUAUUUGUUUCAGAUUAUUAAUGGAAUUGGAUUCUGUCACAGUCACAAUAUCAUACACAGAGACAUAAAGCCAGAGAAUAUAUUAGUCUCCCAGUCAGGUGUUGUCAAGUUAUGUGAUUUUGGAUUUGCACGCACGUUGGCAGCGCCCGGGGAGGUUUACACUGACUAUGUGGCGACCCGAUGGUACCGAGCCCCAGAGCUGCUGGUUGGUGAUGUCAAGUAUGGCAAGGCUGUGGACGUGUGGGCCAUUGGCUGUCUGGUCACUGAAAUGCUCAUGGGAGAACCCCUAUUUCCUGGAGAUUCUGACAUUGAUCAGCUAUAUCAUAUUAUGAUGUGUUUAGGUAAUCUCAUUCCAAGACAUCAGGAGCUGUUUUAUAAAAACCCUGUGUUUGCUGGAGUAAGGCUGCCUGAAAUCAAGGAAACGGUCCCUCUGGAAAGACGCUACCCGAAACUCUCUGACGUGGUCAUAGAUUUAGCAAAGAAAUGCUUACAUACUGACCCAGACAAAAGACCUUUCUGUGCUGAGCUCCUACACCAUGACUUUUUUCAAAUGGAUGGAUUUGCUGAGAGGUUUUCUCAGGAACUACAGUUAAAAGUACAGAAAGAUGCCAAAAAUAUUUCUUUAUCUAAAAAAUCGCAAAAUAGAAAGAAGGAAAAAGAAAAGGACGAUUCCUUAAGUGAAGAAAGAAAAACACUUGUAGUUCAGGAUACCAAUGCUGAUCCCAAAAUUAAGGAUUAUAAAGUAUUUAAAAUGAAAGGGCCUAAAAUUGAUGGAGAAAAAGUUGAAAAAAGCAGUAGAGCUUCAAAUGCCGGCUGUCUCCAUGACAACGGGACAAGCUAUGUCAAAACAGUGCCUUCAACAAGCCUCCGAGACUGCAGCGACGUCACCGCGGGUCACACCCGGCACCCGGGCACAGCGAUCCCCCCACUAACACACAAUCUUUCUGCAGUUGUUCCCGGUAUUAAUUCUGCAAUGGGAACUAUACCAGUUGUUCAGAGUUACAGAGUGGAUGAGAAAACAAAGAAGUAUUGUAUUCCAUUUGUUAAACCAAAUAAACAUUCCCCAUCAGGCAUUUAUAAUGUUAAUGUGAACACAUCAGUCUCUACUGAAAAGAACCUUUUCCAGGCAAAUAAGAAAAGAAGGGAAUACUCCAAGACAGAUGUCCGUCUGCCCGAACUGAACUACAAUCACCUCCCUGAGCUCAGAGCCUUGGAAGGCAUAGCUCGAAAUUCCAGGCUAGUAAAGAAAGAGAACAAAAUUCUUUCAGAAUCUCGAAUUCCUUCUCUGGCUGCUAUUGACUUGCACACCUCCAGUCUUUCAUUACAUCAGGUAUCAGGCACUCCCCUAUCGGAUGGUUCGGAGCCUGACUUGCCUCGAAUGGAACACCAGCACUGAGGGUCAUUUUGCUACUGAACUGGCUGCUGCUUUAGCAUCUGAGAUGACAUCCUCUUGCAACAAGAAUGCUGCCAUCCUAGGAAGAGAGACUCACAGUUUUGAUUGUUUCCUUUUGAACUACCUGCAUUUUCUGAGAAAGGCCUUUCAGAAGAAGGAAAGACAAAGACAUCAGAUGUGAACAUUGAACAAGUGUCCCUCCCCAGCUGUGAUCCUGUACCUUUCACGUCCACUGAUGCUAUUUCAAGAUAUACCCAGUGAAAGAAUAGUGUGAUAGUUCUUGCUACAUGAAUGUGUAUUUACCGUUAGUAGAUUGUAUUUUAAUGUUAAAGAUUAAAAGUAUGUAAAAAAGAGAGAGAGAAACAUUAUAAAAGGUCAUGUAUUUAUGCAUUGAACUUUGUGUCUUAUCUGUAUAAAUGUGUACAUUUAUUUAGGAGUGGGUUUGGUGGGGGUAGGUGAUAAAAACGAGAGUCAGUUGAAGCAAUUGAAAAAUACUAGGAUCAGCAAGAGCAAAUGUUUCCUUUACCCUGACUUAACUAUAAAAACAUCCUUAACAAUCUUACUUGUUCCUGGGCAUUAAGGGAUAUGUACCUGCUGUGUGUGGACAGAUGUGUAUCUCUGGUGUCUGAUCAGUGUAUUGCGGCUCUGGCCUCUCUGCUGACCCUGAGAAUCUCCCUAACCCAAGGCCAGCAGGACAGUGUUUUGUUUCUACUGACUUAGUACAGCUCUGCACUGGACAGUUUUCUGUGUUGUUAAGAUUCUGGUGCUAAUAAUGCAAUUGGAGCGAGAGUGGAGAAGGAGAUUUUGUAGAUACAUUGUGGAGUUGAGAUGCCUCUUUGAAGGAUCUUACCAACAAAUCUUGAUGUCAUCACUUGUAAGUAAAUUUUCAUUGAAAAAAGAGGGAUCCAUACAAGAUUAGGGAUGAGAAUCAGGGGUCAGCUAAUAAUCAGAACUGAUGACUCUUCUGUGGUUCCAAUUGUUAGUGAACCUCCCAGCUGAGGAGGCUUUGGGGAGGAAUGUCCGUAUAGUCGGGCACUCCCUCCUGUCCACUGGUAGUUUGAGUUACACAAAACCCAGAGAAAUUCCUGGGUUACCUCAAACACUUAGGGCUUCCCCAAAACUUUUCACUAAGGUGCAAAGUCAUUUCCCGACAUUCCACACAUCUUUUCUAAUGCACGGUCCGAGACGUUUUAGGUGGGUGGGUCAACCAGUUCGGCUCCAGCCUCUUGGAGUCUGGGUUUCAGCCAUCCUCUGCCCUUAUUGUUUUAGGGAAUGGUUGUUAAGGGGACUAGAAUUUGGGGGCAGGGGGGGUUUGCCUUAAUACCAAUAGCAUGUCAUUUUUUCCCCCAAAGCCAUUGACUAGAACUUAGCCCAAGAAUUUAACUAGAACUUUUCUUUAUUACUCUGAAGAACUUAAUAUUGAAAUUUUGACCAUAGACACUUGGGCCUCAAAAGAGCAGGGCAUUCAGAAGGACGCAAAUAAGAGUCUUCAUGUAAAAGUCCACAGGUGUUAGUUAAAUUAAAAUCUGGUCUUGGUUUAAAAGCUCUAUCUUUAACUCUGGCCAGGUAUUUUACCAGAUUAGUAUGGCUGACAUGCUAAAAAAAUGAGUGAAUUGGCAUGAAUAGACUUCACAUUAAAAUGUUAUUGUUUUAUUUUUACUUUAAAGAAUCUUGCCAAUAGACUUUUGAGUGUGGAAAGCAAAAGCAGAUAAUAGUUACAUGGCUCUCUGGCUUACGUCAAUGCUCUCUUUAUGUAAAGAUCAGUGUGCAAAUAUCAGUUCAAUGUUUGAGGCUCUAGGAUCAAUUAUCUUCUCAUUUUUACACUUGUUUUUGGUAUCUUUUGCCUAUUAAAACACCUUGUGAACUGUAGAAUUAAGGAACUAAAAAUCAUUUACUAGUAGCUCAAGUUGAGACUUAAAUAUCAUAUCUGUUUAGAACCUGGGCAGAACCACCAGAAAAAGAUUUUUCAAACUGGGGCUGAAGAUACUGAACCAAAAAUAUUCCUUUCUUUGGUUUAAGGUUCAUCUGUCUUUACAAGGAUCUGACUUAGUCACAUACUAAUAGGGAUAUAUGUAUGUAUCAGUGGGUGGCAAUGGCUUUCUGUGUGUAUAUGUAUGUUUUAAAAUGAAUAAAUAUUAUCUUACCCACCUCCAUAGACGCUUUUAAUUUAGAGACUAUAAAUAAUGGAUACACCGCUACAUGGUAUUUAACAAAUAAGUUUGAAGUAAUCUGUUAAUCUUUUGGGGGGAAAACUUUUGAUAUAGGGGCAGCAAUUAAUUUUCUUGUGUAGCUGCUGAUACAAGCAGUAAGGUCAUGAAAUAGCAUGUCUCAUAAAGACUAACUGGUGAGGGUCGGGGCAGACCUAGGCUUGCCGGGCACCUGGUUCCCUGACCGAGAAUCCCAUGCCUGCUGCGAGUGUCUGAAUUCACAUGGGAACAUAGAACGUGCCUUUGCUCAUGUGACUUAUCUCAGUUGUGCUUCCAAGUAAGGCUGGAUCUGCACUGAGCCAGGCAGACUAGACUCUUAUCCUCAGCCCUCCUGGGUGUGACAGGUAGUGGCAGGGAAUCAGAGCAGCACUGGAGCCCGGCACCUGGGGCUUCAGGCUCCUCUUAGUGAGCUGGACUAAGUGGAUUUUUUCUCUGUUGUUUUGCAUCAAGCGUUUUUGCAUUAAAAGUGGGUGCUUAACACUCUAUGUGAAUAAAAAGUUACAUUCUCACGUCAUUUUCUAAAGCGUCUUAUUCUUUCUCUUGAUGGCAUCCUACGUGAAGUAACUUGAAAAUGUGAUUAACAUACUGCUUGUUUCUUACCAUUCCCUUCUUUGAAGCAUCUUGCCACAAAUCUCGAUGUCAUCACUUGUAAGUAACGUGACUGAGAACUUUAUAGACGUGUGAAUAUCUGAGGUUGAAUGUAUUAUGCACUGAGAUAUUUUCUUUGAAACCAAAAUCUUUCUACAAAAUGUCAUUUUCCUUUGUUUUCAGUGAGAAUUUAUUUUUGCCCAUGAUAUGCCCAUUUAAUUCCUUUAUUUUCUACUUUGGCAUGCAGGGUCAUCUCCUUUAGGAGUGAGGAACGUUCUGAUAAAAUGAAAAUUACCUCUUUCAUGUUUACAUGGAUGGAGCUGGAACAUAUUCUUCUUAGUAAAGUAUCUCAAGAAUGGAAGAAAAAGUAUCCAAUGUACUCAGCCCUACUAUGAAACUAACUUAGGGCUUUCACAUGAAAGCUAUAACCCAGUUAUA